Messenger RNA from Gekko japonicus, 3156 nucleotides. It is a transcript of the gene SNAP91, whose product is annotated as synaptosome associated protein 91kDa. The record is from RefSeq and is a predicted model, not a curated record. NCBI's taxonomy places the organism in Eukaryota, Metazoa, Chordata, Lepidosauria, Squamata, Gekkonidae. Gene Ontology annotation, molecular function: phosphatidylinositol-4,5-bisphosphate binding; SNARE binding; 1-phosphatidylinositol binding. Gene Ontology annotation, cellular component: synaptic vesicle; clathrin-coated vesicle; clathrin-coated pit. Gene Ontology annotation, biological process: synaptic vesicle budding from presynaptic endocytic zone membrane; clathrin coat assembly; clathrin-dependent endocytosis. The annotation marks the transcript as partial. The transcript has 29 exons.
CUGGAGUAUCUGAUCCAGGCCACAAAUGAGACAAACGUCAACAUUCCGCAGAUGGCUGAUACUCUGUUUGAGCGAGCAACAAACAGUAGCUGGGUGGUUGUGUUCAAAGCCUUAGUUACGACGCAUCAUCUAAUGGUUCAUGGCAAUGAGAGGUUCAUUCAGUAUUUGGCAUCUAGAAACACGCUAUUCAAUCUCAGCAACUUUUUGGACAAAAGUGGAUCACAUGCUUACAUUACUCAGACCAACACUACAGUGACUGUAUACAUCCAAAACAUGAAGAGCAGCUCGCCUAAGAACUAUACUUUUGGAGGCUGCACUUCAUCCGGCAAUGUCCUCAGCGGCCUCACAGUCCUCUUCCAUGCCACAGCCUCCUCUCAAGAGGAUGCUGAGAAGUCCUUGAAAAAGCAUAAAUCUAAGGAACACAUCAACAAAGACCCCUCAGCGCUGAAGGGAGGAUCCUAUGCCUGCCAUUAUCCUUCCUACUCAAGGUCUCUGACGCCUCGCUGUGACCCCUAUAGAGUAUCGCGGGACACUGAUCUCUGUCCCCGUCACCUGACCAUGUCUCAUAGUAGACAUUCGCUUUCUGAUGCCUCGGUGCACUCCUUGGUGCUUGACCAACACCGUGAUGCAUCGACUUCAGCAGACGCCCCAAAGCGUUCUCCAUCAGAACCUCGGUACCGUCCUCCUAUUGAUGUUAAACCGUCUAUAGGUGCAUCUCAGCAUAUUCGGUCACUGUCUCCGGAUUCGGUCUCUGACCGCUCCAUCUCGGGUGACUUGGACCCCGAUGUCAUCUUGAUCGAGGAUGAUGGCCCUCGCGCAGGUUCUCUUUCACCUACUGAAGGUCCAAAAGCUUACUUGGAACUCAUAAGUAGAAUGGCGACUGCCUUUCAAGUUCAUCCAAAUGAGCUGACAAAUGGUGUCAUAAAUGCUGCAUUUAUGCUUCUCUUCAAAGAUCUCAUCAAGCUUUUUGCUUGCUACAAUGAUGGAGUUAUUAACUUACUAGAGAAAUUUUUUGAAAUGAAGAAGGGCCAGUGUAAAGAUGCUCUUGAAAUCUACAAACGGUUUCUGACGAGAAUGACAAGAGUAUCAGAAUUCCUAAAAGUUGCAGAGCAAGUUGGGAUUGACAAAGGAGACAUUCCUGAUCUUACACAAGUAUUGCUGUCCAGAAUUCUGAGUGAACUGAAAAACAGUGAUGAUAAUGAAAAGUCUCCUUUUAAAGACUGUACAAUUGAUGAACCGGCUCCUAGUAGUCUUAUGGAGACACUUGAACAGCAUCUAAACAGCUUGGAAGGAAAGAAACCUGGGAACAGCUCCGGUGCUCCUUCACCUUUGGGCAAGUCUUCUCCAGCCACAACUGUUACAUCUCCCAAUUCCACCCCAGCAAAAAGUAUUGAUACAUCUCCUCCAGUUGAUCUCUUUGCAACGUCUUCUACAUCAGCUCCAGUCAGUGCUUCCAAAUCCUCCAGCGAUCUUCUAGACCUUCAGCCAGACUUCACAUCAAGUACUGCACAAGCAGCUGCCGCAGCACCUGCAGGUGCAACUUCAUGGGGAGACCUUUUGGGAGAGGACAGUUUGGCUGCGCUUUCCAGCGUUACUUCUGAGCCACAGAUUUCAGACCCAUUUGCACCAGAACCCAGUCCAGCUGCUACUGCUUCAACUACUGAAAUAGCCUCUGCUUCUGCUACAACUACAGCUGGUGCUGCUGCUUCUGAAGUGGAUCUCUUUGGAGAUGCCUUUGCAGCUUCUCCUGGUGAAGCCCCGGCAGCACCUGAAGGGGCAGCGGCACCAGCUACCCCAACCCCUGUAGCCGCAGCUCUUGAUGCAUGUUCAGGAAAUGACCCCUUUGCCCCAUCUGAAGGCAGUGCAGAGGCUGCUCCUGAGCUGGACCUCUUUGCUAUGAAGCCAACUGAGACCAGCGUUCCUGUAGUUACCCCUACAACUAGUGCAGCCACUCCAGUUCCCGCAACUACUCCUACUCCAGCUGCGGCUGCUGCUCCUGCAGCCCCUGCUACAACUGCUGCCACUACUACCAUUACCACCACUGCUACCACGUCUGCUACUACUACCACUACUACCACCACCUCUUCUGCUCCUCCUCCUGCUCUAGAUAUCUUUGGUGAUUUGUUUGAGUCUACAUCAACUGAAGCCCCUGCAGCACCUAAGCCAGAUGCUACUCCUAGCAUAGAUCUGUUUGGUACAGAUGCUUUUUGCUCUCCACCAACUGGAGCUUCUCCUGUGCCUGAGAGUUCUCUCACUGGUGAUCUGUUAUCUGUGGAUGCAUUUGCAGCACCAUCGCCCCUGCCCACUGCUUCCCCAGCUAAAGUGGAUCCGUCAGGUGUGAUUGACCUAUUUGGUGAUGCUUUUGGAAGUAGUGUUCCUGAACCCCAGCCUGCAUCCCAAGCAGCUUCUGGCUCCUCUGCUUCUGCUGACCUGUUAGCUGGCUUUGGAGGUUCUCUUAUUGCCCCAUCUCCAUCACCUUCCCCUGUUACACCAGCCCAGGCUAGUCUACUUCAGCCCAAUUUUGAAGCAGCUUUUGGAGCAACUCCUUCCCCAUCCCCUGCUGGCAGUUCAUUUGAUCCCUCAGUGUUUGAUGGCUUAGGUGACCUCCUUAUGCCAACCAUGAUGCCAUCCGGUCAAUCCUUACCCACUUCAGGCACAUCCAGUGCUGCUGCUUCAGCUGCAACCAAAGGCCUUGGGAGUGAUCUUGAUUCCUCUCUUGCGAACUUAGUAGGAAAUCUUGGAAUUUCUGGUACCACAUCAAAGAAGGGAGACCUUCAGUGGAAUGCAGGAGAGAAAAAGUUAACAGGAGGAGCCAACUGGACACCAAAAGUAGCACCUGCCAUGUGGUCAACCGGAGUUCCUCCAAGUGGUCCAAUAGCAGGAUCUGUGCCUCCAGCAGGUGCUGCUGCUCCUACAUCGGGUGCCCCCUCUGCACAGCCUGGAUCAGGAUUUGGAAUGCAACCACCUGGAGCAGGUGUUCCAAUGAUGUCACAGCAGCCAGUUAUGUAUGGGCAGCCUAUGAUGAGGCCUCCAUUUGGAGCAGCUGCAGGAUCUGGUGCACAACUCUCUCCAAGCCCGACACCUGUCACUCAGAGUCCCAAGAAACCUCCAACAAAGGACCCAUUAGCGGAUCUUAACAUCAAGGAUUUCUUAUGA